GCGAUUUAUAACUUCAAAAUGCAAAUGUUAAUAUUAUUUUGGAAGUAUUGACCGGAAGUUAAGCAGCGGCUGUUCACCAAAAUUGACGUGGACACAAGGGAGAGGCGUAGGGUGAGGUCUGUUGUAGUCGGGAAAAUAAUGGAGGAAAUGAGGGAAGUUAAAUGAGUGAAGCUUGUGAUUUCAUACCGGUUAAAAGCUUUAUCCUACCGCUUUGACAGCCUCCUGCUGAGCUGCGGGCCUUCAAGUCUUCCUGAUGUGUUAGCUGUUAGCUUCAUGCCGCUACACCUGUGUCCGGCCAGCCGGCUUCUUUGUCUCACUUCAUUAUCAUGCUCUGUUUGUCUGCCUGAGCUGCACUAUUUUGACUUGCUGCUUCCAUAGGGACAAAGCUAUCCUAAUAGAGCCGAAGAUAUCAGCACGGAGUGAGACCUCUUUCCUUCUAGAGAUGCGUUAUAUCCACGCUGGAUGCGUCCCGUUCACCAUCAUUCCUUAAUACAAAUAGACGAGCUAGUCUUAACAAAUGGCAGCCCUGAGAGCUAAAGCUGCAUCCAGCGGGGACAGCUCCCUGAGGGAUGGGAAGAGCAGCGCUGGCUGUCCCGCAGAAGCAGCAGCGAACAGUCGGAUAUACAGCCUGGAUGAGCUGGAGACCAUGGCUACUGUGGGAACUGGGACUUUUGGUCGAGUCUUCCUUGUCAAGGACAAGAAAAGCAAGGCCUUCUUUGCACUAAAACAGAUGAAGAUUUCUGACGUGAUCCGGCUGAAGCAGGAGCAGCACGUCCACAAUGAGAAGGAGGUGCUGACAGAAAUCAGCCACCCUUUUCUCAUCAGGCUCUUCUGGACUCACCAUGACGAUCGCUUCCUCUACAUGCUGAUGGACUACGUCCCAGGUGGAGAGCUCUUCAGCUACCUACGCAGUCGCGGGCGAUUCAGCAAUGCCACAGGCCUCUUCUACACCUCCGAGAUUGUAUGUGCCAUUGAGUACCUUCACUCCAAAGAAAUAGUCUACAGAGACCUAAAGCCUGAGAACAUCCUGCUGGACAGUGAGGGACAUAUCCGCCUUACUGACUUUGGCUUUGCUAAGAAGCUGUCUGAUAGGACCUGGACUCUGUGUGGAACCCCUGAGUACUUGGCUCCUGAAGUGAUCCAAAGCAAAGGCCACGGCCGGGCUGUGGACUGGUGGGCUCUGGGCAUCCUCGUCUUUGAGAUGCUGGCUGGGUAUCCGCCUUUCUUUGAUGACAAUCCAUUUGGAAUCUACCAGAAGAUUCUGUCUGGAAAACUGGAAUUCCCACGCCAUCUGGAUUUCUACGUCAAAGACCUCAUCAAGAAAUUUCUGGUCAUUGACCGAGCCAGACGGCUAGGCAACAUGAAGAAUGGAGCAGAUGAUGUGAAAAAGCACCGAUGGUUCAAAACCGUGGACUGGGAAGCUGUUCCUCUGAGGAAACUGAAGCCUCCAAUAGUUCCUAAAGUGUCUCAUGAGGGCGAUACAUCCAACUUUGAUAUGUAUCCAGAUGACGACUGGAAGAAAGACCCUCCUGUGUCUCCGAAGGACCUGGAGAUCUUCAAGAACUUCUAAGAACAACUGAUGGAUGGACACAUUGAGUUGUAAAGCUGCUGCUCCUGCUACUAUCAUGGAAAUUUUAUCACUUUUAUCAAAAGCAGGGGAGUCCCAUCUUUUCCCUUAACAUUGAACCCUAAAAUAAGAACUAGAGAUGACAAAUGCCGGGACGUAUGAAACCACUCAAAUUUAUAGUUUUUUCCAUUUUUAUUUAUCUGAAUUCAGUCACACUGUUACUGUUUGAACUUUUUUUUAAAUAUAUUUUUGAGUGUUUUUUUUUUCUCUGAGCCUGUUCAUAUGCAAAAAAUGUUUCUUUUAAAACCAAAAGACUGUUACUUUCUAGAAUAUUCAGGUCUUUUUUAUAUUGUCAUGUUUUCUAGUUUGUCUCUUUUUAAAAUGUCCAUGAAGUCCUGUUGAAGAUGACUCCAGACUGGUGCUGGCUGACUUCUCGUACUGUAUGUGCUCAGACACUUUACUGGAAAACGCGUGACAGGUAGCUCUCAGGAAGGUGCCUUACAUCAAUGUGAUGCAGACGAUAUCACAGUCACGUAGAGUUCCCUUGACGUCCACCCUCAUGGUCGGCCUAAUCCAAGUACAUGUGAGGGUGUGUUGAGAGCAGAUUGCUGAACAUCCUGGCUCUUCUCCGUUAUUUGCCCUCAUACUUCUGCAGCAGCUUCCAUUACAGCCAAAGGACUUGGAUACAGUGAAAACCUCAUCUCUACAUCUCAUGUACAAAAACACACGACUGUUUUUGAUCUCUGUGGAACUGUAGAUCUGACUAAUCUUUUCCUGUUUUAUGUCACCUAGUAUUACCUAAAUUAUUUCUAUUUGCUAGAUGCCAUAAUGAGAGAUUUUUGGUAACUUUCCUGAAAUUCAAAGGUUUACACACACACUAAGAAUAAUAUUACUUUAGUCAAACAGGAAAAACAGGGGUCUUAAAAUGCAGACAUCAAGGUCUGGCAUCCUGCAACUUUUUGAUGUGUUCCUGGUCCAACACACUUUAAUGAAAUCACUGAAUUUCCCCCCCAGUGUGCAGUCAAGUUUUCCACAGUCCUGCUAACGACCUCAUUAUUUGACUCAGAUGUGUUGAAGCAGAGACGCAUCUGAAACUUGCAGGGCACCGGCCCUUGAGGCCUGGAUUUGACAACCCCUGACCUAGAAGAUGAUGUAAGCCUUUAAUUUAGGCUAAACAAAGGCAUAACUGUGAAUUUAUUUUAAGGAAUUUUUGCAUCUGGCUCUAGAUGAAGGUUCCAAGUUCAUCUGCUCAGUUAUCUGCAAGUAUGAACUGCAUUGGGAACCCCGGAACCAAAGCUACAGACCUUGAUAAAAUGAUCCUGAGGCUGGUGAUCCACAGCGAUGUCUGUACCGACAUGAGCUAAAAGGCCCUCAGAGAGGAAGAAGUCAUCAGUCUUAAGGCAACACUAAAUGCCAGACAGUUUGCAAAUGUACUUGCAAACUGUAAGAAAGAUGCCAAUUUCUGUGGUCUGAUGGAACUUAAAUUGUAAUGUUUGGACAUAAUGACAAGGAUUAUGGAAGAAUGCACCAUCCCAACUGUGCAGUUGGGAUGGUGCUACUGGAGGAAUUGGUGCACUUCACAAAAUAGACAUAACGAGGAAAGAACGUUAUAUGAAAAUAUUGAUGCAACAUCUCUAGAGAUCAAUGAGGAAGUUGCAGCUUUGACACAAAUGGCUCUCCCAGGCGGACAAUAACCCUCAGCAUACCAUCACAUUGGCUACAAUGUGACUUGAGGACAACAAAGUCCUGAUGUCAAUCCCAGAAAACGUCAGAUGUCAGAGAUAAAAAUGUUUGUUUGAGCAAGAAGGCCUUCAAACCUGAUCCAGUUCUGUCAGAAGGAAUGGGUCCAGUUUCCAGCAAACUGAAGGGGAGAAGCUUGUGAAAGAAAAUUCAAAUGUUUAAAAAGACAUUUGUACCAAAUGCAAAGUAUUUUGUAGACUUCUAUGGAAACCUCAGAAUUUGAAUAAAAUGAUGGAUUGAUUUAAACAAAUAUGCACACAUAUUUCUCAUUAUUCUGGCAUUUACAAUGACUAUUUUAAUUAUGCUUAACUGGCGUGACAUAGAAAAAGUUUGUUCUGAUUUCAUGUCAGUCACAGAGAACAGGUUAUGUGUUUUUAUGCAGUAGAUGGACGUGUCUGGUUCUAACUGUAUUUCCUAAACGUAUUCCCACUCCCUGAACUUUUCCACAUUUUACCACCAACUUUCAUUUAUUUUAUUAGGGUUUUAUGCAAAAGACAAACACAGUGUCAUGCAUCAUUGUGAAGUGGAAAGAUUUUAUAAAUAAAAACUCUGCAAAAUGUA
This is a messenger RNA of Xiphophorus maculatus (southern platyfish), 3868 nucleotides long. RefSeq names its product protein kinase, X-linked (gene prkx). Gene Ontology annotation, molecular function: ATP binding; protein serine/threonine kinase activity. Bases 518 to 1570 code for a protein of 350 amino acids. The record is from RefSeq and is a predicted model, not a curated record. Gene Ontology annotation, biological process: protein phosphorylation. The transcript has 8 exons. NCBI's taxonomy places the organism in Eukaryota, Metazoa, Chordata, Actinopteri, Cyprinodontiformes, Poeciliidae.